Molecule: messenger RNA, 1791 nt
Organism: Photinus pyralis (common eastern firefly)
Lineage: Eukaryota; Metazoa; Arthropoda; Insecta; Coleoptera; Lampyridae
Exons: 2
Coding region: 1-1395 (464 amino acids)
Source: RefSeq, a predicted model, not a curated record
AUGACUGAAGAUAGGAAAAUAGAUAAUUUGAAAGGGACAGUCGAGGAGUUAUAUGGAGGAACAAUAAAUAACACAAAUCGCCUUUUGCUGUCUAAUUACAUUUACUCUAGAAUUGCAAGGAGAGUCGGUUACGAUUAUUCGCCCAAUUACGGAUCGAGCGGUGGCGGAUUUAGCAGCGGAGGCGGUGGCGAUGAUGGCGGAUUAGGGCUCGGCGCCUAUAACACUGGCGAAGAGGAGCACCACCAUGACGAUCACCACCACGAUGACCACCAGCACGAUGAUCACCACCAUGAUGUUCACCACCACGAUGAUCACCACCACGACGAUCACCACCACGAUCCGGGCUACUGGAAGAAGAAGGUCCAGUGGAAAAAGGGUUGGAAGAAGAUCUGGAAGCCGGCGAAGAAGAAAAUUUGGAAACCUUCGUGGAAGAAAUACCACAAGCCGAUAUGGGUACCAAUCAGUGUUCCAGCUUGGAAAGAGUACCAAGUUCCCGAUUGGAAACAAGUGUGGAAGCCCGUUUGGAAGGAAAUCCAGGUGCCGGCGUGGAAAGAGUUUCAGGUGCCGGACUGGAAGAAGAUAUGGAAACCGAUUUGGGUGCCGGUCAAGGUGCCCGCGUGGAAAGAUAUAGAGGUACCCGCUUGGAAAAAAAUCUGGAUACCCGUCUGGAAAGAAAUCGAAGUUCCCGCGUGGAAAGAGAUCCAGAUUCCGGCGUGGAAGAAAUCCUUCGUGCCGGUUUGGGUGAAAGAAGGUGUGCACGGCGAGCACUACCUCGGAAAGGACCACCACGGAAACGAGUACACAGCACACGACAUUUGGAAGAAGAAGCUGAUCUGGAAACCCGUCUGGAAUAAGUACUGGAAGACUGCCAAGAAGGAGAUUUGGGUGCACGACAAGAAGUUAGAGUGGAAAGAGUCGUGGAAGCAGAUCUGGCGGUCGGCCAAGAAGCAAGUUUGGAUCGAGGAUAAAAAACUCGCGUGGAAAGAGGCGUGGAAGCAGGUCUGGAGGACCGAAAAGAAACAGAUUUGGGUCUCGGACAAGAAGCUAGAGUGGAAGCCGGCCUGGAAACAAAUUUGGCGGACGGAGAAGAAGCAGAUUUGGGUACCCGAUAAGAAGUUGGAGUGGAAGGAGGCCUGGAAGCAGAUUUGGGUGCCGGACUGGAAGGAGAUUUGGGUACCCGCGUGGAAGGUGAUUUGGAAACCGGUCAUUAUCCAGGAGUGGUUCCCGACUCCCGACCACCACGACGAUCAUCACCACGAUGAGCACCACCAUGUCGACCACCACCACGGUUGGGAUCGGAAAGACAAACAAAGCGCUUCUAAGAGAAUUACCAAAGACGUGAGUGACGUACAAAAAAGUGCCGUGAACAAUUGGAAGUUUCCAGGAGCGGCUUAACGCCCCAGUGGUACCGUUAAUUUAUAUUUAAUGUUGUUACUUGACUGAUUUUUAACAACUGUAUGAAUGUGUGCUGUGGCUCUGUGAGCAAAUUGUUAUUGUUAUUCCUGCAAAUAUACCUAGACUUACAAAAUCGUUAAAUGGGCGCGUUUCUAGUAUUAUGAUUAUUAGUACAAACAGGUUCGAAAAUUCUAGAUCACUUUCAUCACUUCCUUGCGUGCACUUCCUCGGCCAAAAGUGAAAGCAUGCCCGACCACUUUUACCCACGCAAGUAAUUGAUAUAAUUCAAGCUCAUUUCUAAUUUUAUUAUCCUGAUUAAUUUCUAACGUAUGCAAUUUCUUCACCAUAAAUUACCGACCCCUCACUUUUUUCGUCUCGUAAAAAAGAUAUGACGCU